UGCGAGAAGAAAUUAAAACCAUGACGGACUCCAAGUACUUCACCACCAAUAAAAAAGGGGAGAUCUUUGAACUGAAAGCCGAGCUCAACAAUGAGAAGAAGGAGAAGAGGAAGGAGGCAGUGAAGAAGGUCAUUGCUGCCAUGACGGUGGGGAAGGACGUCAGCUCUCUCUUCCCGGAUGUGGUGAACUGCAUGCAGACCGACAACUUGGAGCUGAAGAAGCUGGUCUACCUCUACCUGAUGAACUAUGCCAAGAGCCAGCCUGACAUGGCCAUCAUGGCGGUCAACAGCUUUGUGAAGGACUGCGAGGAUCCCAACCCUCUCAUCCGCGCCCUGGCGGUGCGUACCAUGGGCUGCAUCCGCGUGGACAAGAUCACCGAGUACCUGUGUGAGCCGCUGCGCAAGUGCCUGAAGGAUGAGGACCCGUAUGUGCGCAAGACGGCGGCCGUCUGCGUGGCCAAACUGCACGACAUCAAUGCCCAGAUGGUGGAAGACCAAGGGUUCCUGGACUCCCUGCGCGACCUCAUUGCCGACUCCAACCCCAUGGUGGUAGCCAACGCCGUAGCCGCUUUAUCGGAAAUCAGUGAGUCUCACCCCAACAGCAACUUGCUGGAUCUCAACCCGCAGAACAUCAACAAGCUGUUGACGGCCUUGAAUGAGUGCACCGAAUGGGGCCAGAUCUUCAUCCUGGACUGCCUCUCCAAUUACAACCCGAAGGAUGACCGCGAAGCCCAGAGCAUCUGCGAGCGAGUGACCCCUCGCCUCUCUCACGCCAACUCUGCCGUGGUGCUGUCGGCCGUCAAGGUCCUCAUGAAGUUCCUGGAGCUCCUCCCGAAAGACUCCGAUUACUACAACAUGCUGCUGAAGAAGCUGGCUCCCCCUCUGGUCACCCUCUUGUCCGGAGAGCCUGAAGUCCAGUACGUCGCCCUGAGGAACAUCAAUUUAAUUGUGCAGAAAAGGCCAGAAAUCCUGAAGCAAGAGAUCAAGGUUUUCUUUGUGAAGUACAACGACCCCAUCUACGUCAAACUGGAGAAGCUGGACAUCAUGAUCCGUUUGGCCUCCCAAGCCAACAUUGCUCAGGUCCUGGCGGAACUGAAAGAAUAUGCCACGGAGGUGGACGUGGACUUUGUCCGCAAGGCUGUGCGUGCCAUCGGCCGAUGCGCCAUCAAGGUGGAGCAAUCUGCCGAGCGCUGCGUGAGCACCCUGUUGGAUCUCAUCCAAACAAAGGUCAAUUACGUUGUCCAGGAAGCCAUUGUGGUAAUCCGGGACAUCUUCCGCAAAUAUCCCAAUAAGUACGAGAGCAUCAUCGCCACCCUGUGCGAGAACCUGGACUCUCUCGACGAGCCAGACGCCCGAGCAGCCAUGAUCUGGAUCGUGGGCGAGUACGCGGAGAGGAUUGACAAUGCGGACGAACUCCUGGAAAGCUUUCUGGAGGGCUUUCAUGAUGAAAGCACCCAGGUGCAGCUCACCUUACUGACCGCCAUAGUGAAGCUCUUCUUGAAGAAGCCGUCGGAGACCCAGGAGCUGGUUCAACAGGUGUUGAGUCUCGCCACACAGGAUUCUGAUAACCCAGACCUGCGGGAUCGUGGCUACAUCUACUGGCGCCUCCUCUCCACAGACCCCGUGACCGCCAAGGAGGUGGUCUUGUCGGAGAAGCCCCUGAUCUCCGAGGAAACCGACCUGAUCGAGCCCACCUUGCUGGAUGAGCUGAUUUGCCACAUUGGCUCCUUGGCCUCCGUGUACCACAAGCCCCCCAACGCCUUUGUGGAGGGCAGUCACGGAAUCCACCGCAAGCAUUUGCCCAUCCACCAUGGGAGCACCGAUGCUGGAGACAGCCCGGUGGGAGCCACGACUGCGACGAACCUGGAGCAGCCCCAGGUUAUCCCGUCCCAGGGGGACCUCCUGGGCGACCUGCUGAACCUCGACCUCGGCCCUCCGGUGAACGUGCCCCAGGUGUCAUCCAUGCAGAUGGGUGCCGUGGACCUUCUCGGAGGAGGGCUGGAUAGCCUGCUUGGCAGUGACCUUGCCGGGGGAAUUGGAGGAAGCCCUGCAGUGGGACAAACCUUCAUUCCCUCGUCGGUGCCCGCGACCUUUGCCCCUUCGCCGACCCCGGCCGUGGUCAGCAGCGGUCUCAACGACCUCUUCGAGCUCUCCUCCGGCAUCGGCAUGGCGCCCGGCGGAUACGUGUCCCCCAAAUCGGUCUGGCUGCCCGCAGUGAAGGCCAAAGGGCUGGAGAUCUCCGGGACGUUCGGCCACCGGCAGGGACACAUCUACAUGGACAUGAGCUUCAGCAACAAGGCCCUCCAGCACAUGACGGACUUUGCCAUUCAGUUUAAUAAGAACAGUUUCGGAGUCAUUCCCAGCACUCCUUUGGCCAUCCACACUCCGCUGAUGCCAAACCAGAGCAUCGACGUCUCCCUUCCCCUCAACACUUUGGGACCGGUCAUGAAGAUGGAGCCCCUGAACAACCUCCAGGUGGCCGUGAAGAACAACAUCGACGUCUUCUAUUUCAGCUGCCUUAUCCCUCUCAAUGUGCUUUUCGUAGAGGACGGCAAAAUGGAACGCCAGGUCUUCCUUGCCACAUGGAAAGAUAUUCCAAAUGAAAAUGAGCUCCAGUUUCAAAUUAAAGAGUGCCACCUGAACGCUGACACCGUGUCCAGCAAACUCCAGAACAACAAUGUUUACACCAUUGCCAAGAGGAACGUGGAGGGCCAGGAUAUGCUCUACCAGUCCCUGAAGCUCACCAACGGCAUCUGGAUCCUGGCCGAGCUGCGCAUUCAGCCGGGGAAUCCCAACUAUACGCUCUCGCUGAAAUGCCGGGCUCCCGAAGUGUCUCAGUAUGUCUACCAGGUCUACGACGGCAUUUUGAAAAACUAACACACUGGAACCUACC
Messenger RNA from Euleptes europaea (tarantolino), 2892 nucleotides. It is a transcript of the gene AP2B1, whose product is annotated as adaptor related protein complex 2 subunit beta 1. Gene Ontology annotation, cellular component: membrane coat; clathrin adaptor complex. Gene Ontology annotation, biological process: intracellular protein transport; vesicle-mediated transport. The coding region runs from base 21 to 2876 and encodes 951 amino acids. The transcript is spliced from 21 exons. NCBI's taxonomy places the organism in Eukaryota, Metazoa, Chordata, Lepidosauria, Squamata, Sphaerodactylidae. Gene Ontology annotation, molecular function: clathrin binding. The record is from RefSeq and is a predicted model, not a curated record.